Pseudogymnoascus destructans is the source of this 1087-nucleotide messenger RNA. RefSeq names its product UDP-N-acetylglucosamine transferase subunit (gene ALG14). Gene Ontology annotation, biological process: dolichol-linked oligosaccharide biosynthetic process. The transcript has 3 exons. Bases 278 to 1087 code for a protein of 269 amino acids. Gene Ontology annotation, cellular component: UDP-N-acetylglucosamine transferase complex. The record is from RefSeq and is a predicted model, not a curated record. Lineage: Eukaryota; Fungi; Ascomycota; Leotiomycetes; Thelebolales; Thelebolaceae.
CGUAGACCUGUACCUGUUACCAUUGUAAACUUGGAGCUGCUAUCAGCUAUUGAAAGUCGACAAGAAGCCGGAGAAAUUUGGAUAUUUGACGCCAAAUACGAGGCAUUGCGCGUAUGAAAGCUUAUAUCCAAGUUCUAAUACACAAACACAUGAAAAUACAGGAGCCCAAUCCACCUCAACUCACCUCACCUCACCUCGGCAUCAAACGCGACGUGGCCAAUCCGCCUGCACCGAACCACAAUAUGGCAUCGCAUCUCUCAUAGCUCCCACCCUCACAAUGGCAUUCGAACCCACCCCCCUCCGCCUCGCCCUCGCCGCCCUCCUCCUUCUGGCCACCACUUUCUUCCACCGCAUCCUCGCCAUCCUCCCCUCCCGCCGUCCCCCCGCACCCCCCCGCACCUCUCCCUCACACAUCCUCAUCGUCCUCGGCUCCGGCGGCCACACGGCCGAAAUGCUUUCCAUGAUCCGCUACCUCUCGCUGGAGAGGUACAUAUACCGCACCUACCUCGUUUCCUCGGGCGACGCCUUCUCGACGCUGAAAGCUAUAGAUUUCGAGCGCGGGCUUACUGGUGUGGAGACCACCACGGCAGAUGAGAAGAACACUGAAGUAGUCCGCGGGGAGGGAUUCGAAAUCCUCACCGUCCCGCGGGCGCGUCGCAUACAUCAACCGCUGUAUACAGCACCUCUCACCUCACUCCUCUGUCUCCUCUCCUGUCUCCGCUUCCUCUCCCCCACCCACCCACGCCCGAAACUCGGACCAUACCACCCCACCGCCCCCGACCUAAUCCUCACCAACGGCCCCGCAACAGGCGUACUCGUCCUCAUCGCGGCGUUCGUACUGCGUUUCUUCGGCGUGCUAAACGCCCAGAAGGGAGCGAGAUGCGUGUAUGUGGAGAGUUGGGCCAGGGUGGGGGGCUUGAGUUUGAGUGGACGGAUUGUGGAGGGAUUGGGGCUCGCGGAGAGGUUUUUGGUGCAGUGGGAGCGUGGGUUGGGGGAGGGGGGAGGGAGGAAGAGGUUGUGGAACGGGGGGAGGUGGUGGGGAAGAGGAGGGGGGGAGGGAGUGGAGGGGGUUUUUGGUGGACGGUAA